AUGGACCCUGAAAAGCCCCAUCACGUGCCAGUGGACGAGGUCUACGACGACAAGAAGCCUCAUGCUAUCGACGAGUUGGAAGCAGCCGGUGAGCGCGAAGGAUAUGUCCUCAAUGAUGCUUCGUUGGCCCAUGAGCGUGGUCUGAAGACGACCGCCGACGGACAGACGAUUCUUAUCCCGCAGCCGAGCGAUUCGCCCAAUGAUCCUCUCAAUUGGAGUUGGUUCCGCAAGCACCUGAUUCUUAUCAUCAUUUCGUGCACGGCAUUGUUACCGGACUACGGUAGCGCUACAGGCGCCGUGACGUUGUUAGCCCAAGGAGCAGAAUGGCAUAUGGACCCAAAUGUUGUCAACCAUUCUCAGGUCGGUAAUGUCUUCAUGCUGGGUGUUGGUGGCCCUAUCAUCGUGGCAUUCGCUGCCUACUUUGGGCGUUAUCCUGUUCUGUUCUGGUUCAUUGUGCUGGCUGUUGCAACGGCUAUUUGGUGUGCCGCCGCGCAAAGCUUCGAGUCUUUCAUGGCUGCUCGUAUCCUCAACGGGCUCUUUUCAACUGUUGCGCAAGGUGGCGGUCUCAUGUACAUCAAAGACAUGUUCUUCUUCCACGAACACGCCCGCAAAAUCAACAUCUGGUCCGGAUUCAUCAUCGUAUCUCCUUACCUAGGCCCUCUCCUCGCAGCAUUCAUCGUCAGCACCCAAAUCUGGCAAUGGGCAUUCGGCGUCUACGCCAUUGAGACAGGACUGUGUCUGAUCGCCAUUAUCCUCUUCGUUGAUGAGACCUACUACGAUCGCAAAACCGGACAGCCCGAGCUCUAUCCCAAUGCCCCGCGCUGGCAGCGGAUGCUCGGUAUCCAGCAGAGGCGGACGAAUUAUAUGAGGAACUCGGUCAAGGAUGCGGUGAUGCGACCGCUCGUUAUCAUCUGCAAGCCCGUUGUGAUUCUGGCGUGUAUUUACUAUAUGUUGAGCUUCGCGUGGGUGGUUGGCAUCAAUACCACGCUGGCUAUUCUUCUGGGGCCCAUUUAUGGUUUCCAGGCUAAGCAAAUCGGCUUCUUCUAUUUCACUCCCGUCAUCGCAGCCAUCUUGGGCGAAAUCACCGGUCACUGGCUCCACGACCUCAUCGCCAAGGUCUCCGCUAAGCGCAACGGCGGGCGCCUCGAGCCCGAAGCUCGUCUCUGGGCCAGCUGGGUAUCCCUGCCAUUCAUGGCGUCCGGUUUGAUCCUGAUGGGCUUUGCCCUCGAGCGACACUAUCAUUACAUGCUCGCGGCCCUGGGAUGGGGCUUGUACGUGUUUGGAACCAUGAUUGUCACCGUUGCCGUCAACUCGUACGUCUUGGAUGGAUACCCCGAGGCAAGUGGAGAAGUUGCUGCGUGGGUGAACUUUGGACGCAUUCUUGGGGGAGUUAUUGUGUCUUAUUUCAUGGUCGAGUGGGAGGAGAAAUACGGUACUAUUCGCCAAUUUGGGACUAUGUGUGGCAUCGUCGGCGCGGCUUUCUUGAUUGUGUUGGGUUUGCAGCUUUGGGGGAAGAGAUUGCGUCUUUGGGCGGGUCCUGCUGUGUUCAAGACUGUUUGA
This is a messenger RNA of Penicillium cinerascens, 1560 nucleotides long. RefSeq lists its product as uncharacterized. Gene Ontology annotation, biological process: transmembrane transport. The record is from RefSeq and is a predicted model, not a curated record. NCBI's taxonomy places the organism in Eukaryota, Fungi, Ascomycota, Eurotiomycetes, Eurotiales, Aspergillaceae. The transcript has 5 exons. The coding region runs from base 1 to 1560 and encodes 519 amino acids. Gene Ontology annotation, molecular function: transmembrane transporter activity.